AUGGAAGGUGCGGUAGCAUCGAAUUCCAGGAAGUCAAAGAGCGGAGAAGGCUCAUCACUAGUCACUCCACAACGCGCUGCCCGGGUGAUUAUUUCAAUAAGCAUUGCAGCUGCGUCAACUCGGUUCAGAAUUCUCUGGGCGGUUUCAGAGGCUACCAUCGCCAGUGUCACCAUCGAUUUCUUCUUCUCCGACACCGGUCUGCUUCUCAGUAAUGGUAAGCGUGGUGAGAUGAGCCACGGAACCGCUGAGGUCGUUGCCACUGACCUGGCUCGAGAGUAA
Messenger RNA from Penicillium riverlandense, 279 nucleotides. RefSeq lists its product as uncharacterized. The transcript has a single exon. The record is from RefSeq and is a predicted model, not a curated record. The coding region runs from base 1 to 279 and encodes 92 amino acids. Lineage: Eukaryota; Fungi; Ascomycota; Eurotiomycetes; Eurotiales; Aspergillaceae.